AAUGACUAAAAAUCAUGACCUCAACCAUGUUUAAAAGCCGGCUUUUUCCUCCAUAAGUACAUGUAUGCAGAUAUCUCCCACAGGCCACAGCUUAUCAUUUUUGAAUCCCACCAACAGCUGGGAAGGCAUAUUAUGGGAUCAUCCUGCUCCUGUUGUGGCACAGAGAAGGUCAAUAACGGAAUCGCCAGUGGAAGCGGUAACGUCGACGGUACUGGCAGUAGCAAUCCAUGGAGGAUAUUCACGUACAAGGAGUUGAGUUCAGCCACUAAUGGUUUCAGUGAUCAUAACAAGCUUGGUGAAGGAGGGUUUGGUAGUGUUUACUGGGGGAAAACGUCUGAUGGCCUCCAGAUAGCAGUGAAGAAGCUGAAGUCAAUGAGCACAAAAGCAGAGAUGGAAUUUGCAGUGGAAGUAGAAGUACUGGGAAGGGUGAGGCACAAGAACUUGUUGGGCCUGAGGGGAUACUGUGCUGAUGCAGAUCAACGGCUCAUAGUGUACGAUUACAUGCCCAAUCUCAGCUUGGCUUCUCAUCUCCAUGGCCAAUUUGCUCAUGAAGUUCAUCUUGAUUGGGAAAGAAGAAUCAACAUUGCUCUGGGCUCUGCUGAAGGCCUCCUGUACUUGCACCAUGAGGUUACGCCCCACAUUAUUCACAGGGACAUCAAGGCAAGCAAUGUGCUGCUGGAUUCCAACUUCGAGCCACUCGUUGCGGAUUUCGGUUUUGCAAAGAUGAUUCCCGAUGGUGUGAGCCACCUGACAACCCGCGUCAAGGGCACCUUGGGGUACCUAGCCCCAGAAUACGCUAUGUGGGGAAAGGUUUCAGAGAGUUGCGAUGUUUACAGCUACGGAAUUCUUCUCAUGGAGCUUCUCACUGGAAGAAAGCCGAUACAAAAACUUCCCGGUGAAGGCAAGAGGACCAUAACCGAAUGGGCCGAGCCUCUGAUAACCAAAGGGAGGUAUAGGGAACUGGGUGAUCCAAGCCUUCGAGGCAAUUUCGACAAAAACCAAAUGAAACACUUUGUCAAUGUCGCGGCCCUUUGCGUGCAAUACGAGCCCGAUAAGAGGCCCACUAUGAAGGAAGUAGUGGGGCUUUUGAAAGGGUAUGAACCAAAUGGGAUAGUGAACCAAAUGAGAAUGGGAAGUGUCAAAUGUGAGGAUGAAGGUGGUGAUGAGAAUGAGGGUUCUUCUUAUGAUUAGAGUAGUUCUUCUCAUGUGGAAGAUCCUUAUAAGAAAUAUGAAAACAGAAGAAUGUCCAAAUAUGGGUGAUAUAUUAUUUAGUGUCCGUAACACUGCUCGAGUUAUACCGGCUUCAUCUUGAGGUGUUCUUUUGUAAAUAUGCUAGUAAUUAAACUUCAAACGGUACGAAAUUCAAAAGUUUCGGGGCAUUC
Molecule: messenger RNA, 1382 nt
Organism: Rhododendron vialii
Lineage: Eukaryota; Viridiplantae; Streptophyta; Magnoliopsida; Ericales; Ericaceae
Product: putative serine/threonine-protein kinase
Exons: 4
Coding region: 61-1191 (376 amino acids)
Biological process (GO): protein phosphorylation
Molecular function (GO): protein kinase activity; ATP binding
Source: RefSeq, a predicted model, not a curated record